AUGACAGAAGCAAAUGCUGUUAGCCCUGGACCUGGUGCUCGUGUUCAAGUGAGUGUUCGUAUUUGUCCUCCUCGAGAAAGUGAAAAGGUGGUUUUACGGAGUGUUCCUGAUGACAAAAAAGCUGUUAUGGUUGACCAUGGGGGGAGUAAGACUGUGGAUGUAUUUAAAUUUGAUCGUGUAUUUACCGGACCUCAGGAUGAGUUGUACGAUGAGAUUGGAAGACCGAUGUUGAAGGAAGCUUUUGGCGGAUUUAACGUCUGUUUAUUUGCGUAUGGUCAAACAGGAAGUGGGAAGACGCACAGUCUUUUUGGGGACUUGAACAGCAAAGAGAAUUGUGGUAUAGCUCCACGUUUUGUACAAGAGAUGAUUGAAGAGGCACAGCGACGUGUAGAAACCGAUAGUGGGGCAACAAUUAAGUUCUUCGUAACUAUGGUCGAAGUGUACAUGGAAAAGGUACGUGAUCUCUUAGCACCGCGAGUGCGGGGACAGGAGCCAGAGUCCCUUGAGAUUCAUGAGGAUAACCAACGUCGCGUUUAUGUUAAGGGAGCUGGUGUCCACCCUGUACUAACUUUAGAACGCAUGCUUGAACUACUAAAAAUAGGUAAUGCAAACCGUCAGACAGGGGAAACAAAGAUGAACGAGACUAGUUCGCGAUCACAUGCCGUUAUUCAAAUUACCAUUUCGCAGAAGUACGAGUCUUUGGAGAUGAGAGAUGUGGAAAGUGUGGUUUUGUUAGUUGACCUUGCUGGUAGUGAGCGUCAGAGCAAGACUGAAUCCACAGGAAUUGCAUUUGAAGAGGCCAAAAAGAUCAAUCAAUCUUUGCUAAUGCUUGGUCGGGCACUAAAUUCAUUCAGUGAUAGGAAAGGAGGUGAUGCCUUUAUAUCGUUACGUGCCUCAAAGUUAACACGAAUACUUUCAGAGAGUUUUGGUGGUAACAGUAAGACUUGGAUGCUUGCCACUGUAUCUCCUACAGCAUAUAAUUUGACGGAAACUAUCUCCACAUUGGAAUACGCUCAAAAUGCUAUGGCUAUCACCAAUAAGGCUAAG
Trypanosoma theileri is the source of this 1047-nucleotide messenger RNA. RefSeq names its product kinesin. Gene Ontology annotation, molecular function: microtubule binding; ATP binding; microtubule motor activity. Lineage: Eukaryota; Euglenozoa; Kinetoplastea; Trypanosomatida; Trypanosomatidae. The record is from RefSeq and is a predicted model, not a curated record. Gene Ontology annotation, cellular component: microtubule; kinesin complex. Gene Ontology annotation, biological process: microtubule-based movement. The annotation marks the transcript as partial. The transcript has a single exon.